Linum trigynum is the source of this 2205-nucleotide messenger RNA. NCBI's taxonomy places the organism in Eukaryota, Viridiplantae, Streptophyta, Magnoliopsida, Malpighiales, Linaceae. The record is from the annotation of a GenBank genome assembly.
CUUGCUCUGUCCACGUGGCCGUGGUGAAAGACUGAUGUGUAAGCAAGCAAGCCACCCCAAGCCAUGCAAAAUCCACUACACGACAAGAUUCCAUGCAGAAACACCAUCCCAUACCCCUUUCAUUUCACUCCCUUAACUCGAAACAGAAACCAUUCGCCACGUCCCACGCCAUGCAAUCAUCUCUAAUCACAGCAACCAACCAAGUAAGCACUCACCAUCUCUAUAAAGAUCGAGCUCUCUCGUCUUCCUUUUCCCAAACACACACACACACACACAACCAUGGCGUCCGUUCCUUCUCUUCUCUCGCUCUCGCUCUGCCUCCUCGUCCUCUCCCACGCCUGCUCCGCCCAGCUGGAGCAGGUCACCUCCCAGCACGGAUGGACACGUGUCCGCGGUGAGCAGCGGCGCGGAGAGGGCUACAGCCUCGACGAGUGCCAGUUCAGCCGCCUCAGCGCCAGGGAGCCCGACCGCCGCGUCACCUCCGAGGCCGGCGUCACCGACGUCUGGGACGAGAACGACGACCAGUUCCGCUGCGCCGGCGCCGCCGCACUCCGCCACACCAUCGAGGAGCGCGGCCUCCUCCUCCCUGCCUACACCAACGCCCCCAAGCUUGUCUACGUUGACCAAGGACAAGGAUACCACGGAGCGGCCAUCCCGGGGUGCGCCGAGACGUUCCAGUCGCAGGAGGAGUCGCAGCAGCAGCAGCAGGACCCGAGGCAAGGGUUCAGAGACCAGCACCAGAAGAUCAGGAAGGUCCGGGAGGGUGACAUCAUCGCCCUGCCGGCCGGAGUCGCCGACUGGUUCUACAACGACGCUCAGACUCCUCUUGUACUCGUUCAGAUCAUGGACACCAGCAACCCCGCCAACCAACUCGACAACAACUUCAGGAAAUUCUUCCUGGCGGGUAACCCGCAACAGCAAAUCCAAGGACAGAGAGGACAGUUCUCCGGACAGGGAUUCCAGAGGGGAGAGAGCCAGAGCCGCCGCGGCGGAUCUGGCAGCCAGGAGCAGCGUUCUGGCAACAUCUUCCAGGGCUUCGACGAGCAGUUCCUGGCGGAGGCGUUCAACGUGGACACCGACCUGGCGAGGAGGAUGAAGAACGAGAACGACAACAGGGGCGUCAUCGUCCGCGUCGAGGACCGGCUCCAGUUCCUGACCCCGGAGUUCAGCGAGGAAGAGCGGAGCGAGUACCAGAGAGGCAGACCCGCCAACGGGGUCGAGGAGACGUUCUGCUCCGCCAGGCUGAAGCAGAACAUCAACGACCCCUCACGCGCCGACGUGUACAACCCACGUGCUGGUCGCAUCACGUCGGUCAACAGCCACAACCUCCCCAUCCUCCGCUCCCUCCGCCUCAGCGCCCAGAAGGGACACCUCUACCAAAACGCCAUCAUGGCCCCACACUGGAACAUGAACGCGCACAGCAUCUGCUACUUCACCCGCGGGAGCGGGCGCGUGCAGAUCGUGGACGAGAACGGUCGGUCGGUGUUCGACGGGGAGGUGCGUGAGGGCCAGAUCCUGACGGCGCCGCACAACUUCGCUGUGGUGAAGCGUGCCGGAGGGGAAGGGCUGGAGUGGGUGGCGUUCAAGACCAAUGAUCAGGCCAAGAUCAGCCAGCUGGCAGGCCGGGUUUCGUCGAUGCGGGCGUUCCCCGAGGAGGUGAUCGCCAACUCCUUCCAGGUGUCUAGGGAGGAGGCGAGGAGGCUCAAGUUUAAUAGGGACGAGGUCACGCUGUUCAGCCCUGGGUCUCGUUCCCAGUACAGAGCCUGAAUCAAGUAAAAAAAGACAAUGUAACUUUGACGUAGAGAGUUGAAGUUUGGAAUAAAGGAAUCCCCGGCCCGAGUAGUAGUAUGUACAAGAAGAAAAAGGGUCAAAGGGGGUUCAAUGGAUCUUUUCCUUAGUUUCCUUGCAUGUAUGUUGUUAGUACAAUCCUUGCUAUGAACGAAUUGGUGUACCAAUUCGGGAAUGCUUGUAUGUUAUGAAGAUUGAAGAGUCUUAUAAGGAAGGACCCACUUUUUCUCUUCUCUAAUCUUUGUUCUAUCAUUUCGAAUUAUAAUGAUUUGAACUUGAAUUGUCUAUCGUCGAGUUAAAUGUUUUUAGAAAGUAAUAUCUAUUUUUUUUAAAUCUCCGCAAGUAUAGCAAAACCGGUCUUGAAAUUGGUCUCUUAGUGGAAUAAUUUACACAUAUUAAUAAAUCACGUUAAUCAGU